Molecule: messenger RNA, 3037 nt
Organism: Solanum lycopersicum (tomato)
Lineage: Eukaryota; Viridiplantae; Streptophyta; Magnoliopsida; Solanales; Solanaceae
Product: probable E3 ubiquitin-protein ligase LUL4
Biological process (GO): protein ubiquitination
Molecular function (GO): ubiquitin protein ligase activity
Source: RefSeq, a predicted model, not a curated record
GCUUUUAAAAAUAUAUGUUUGUAAUGAAAAUUUUAAGAUAAUAAUUAAUUGUUUUGGUUUUGAAAUUAUUUUUUCGGCAACUUAACUUCCUAAUCACUUUCCCUUAACCGCGUGGGUCCCACAUUGUUCUGCUGAUUUCUUCAAAAUUCAUCAUCUACUGUUCAUUUGCUUCUCCAAAGGAAGAAAAAAAAAGAUGGGAAUUUCAUGGAGUAAAAGACAUCAAAAUCAUCACCUCCACCACCCUCCUCCACCGCCCCUUCUGCCGCCGCCGUCUUCUUCUAUUGCUCCGCCCUUUCCUUCUCUAUCUCCACCACCACUGCCACCUCCCCACCCAACCUACUCAGUUCCUACAACUUCUACAACACCUCAUCCUUCCCGAAACCCUUAUCCUUUACUAACCCCUCCUCCCCCGCCCAACUACCCGCCUCCUUCCAAUUCAAACUACCAUUUUAGUUUCAGUCAGUCCAGUUAUGGUACUAGACCUGUACUCUAUCAAAAUCAGUAUCCUCCUUAUUAUCAUCAUCCUCACAGUAAUAACGGAUGGGGUGGAUUUCGGCCUCCGCCGCCUCCUCCACCGCCGUUGCCGGCGGUGCCGUAUGUGGAUCAUCAAAAUACGAAGAAGAUUAAGAAUGAUGUUAAUGUUCAUAAGGAUACUAUCAGGGUUCAUGUUGACGAAUUCAAUAAGGAUUUUCAUUUGGUUUCGUUUACUUUCGAUGCGCUUGUUGAUGGAAGUAUCACCAUUUUCUACUUUGCUAAGGAGGGACCCAACUGCAAAUUCAAUCCAGUAUAUCCUGAAAUCAAGCCUGUUCAAAUACCAUUUGUAAAAGGACUGGGCCAAAAGUUUUCCCAGCCUUCUGGAACUGGAAUUGACCUGGGAUUUUUUGAUGUCAAUGACCUAUCAAAGCCUCUCCAAGGAGAAGAAAUUUUCCCCCUUGUUAUAUCAGCUGAGUCAUCUCUGUCAUCAACACCACUGGAUGAGAAGUAUGUUGGGCAGUCACUGGAAAACUCUGCCCAUUCACAGAUAACUGAAGCCGUGCUAGUCAAGAAUAAUGAGGAUCAUUUUCAAGUGAAAGUGAUCAAGCAGAUUUUGUGGAUUGAAGGAGUUCGCUAUGAGCUUAGAGAGAUUUAUGGGAUCAACAAUUCAGAGGAAACUAAUGUCAAUGAUGAGGAGUCAGGAAAAGAAUGUGUAAUUUGCAUGACUGAGCCGAAAGACACAGCAGUUUUGCCAUGUAGACAUAUGUGUUUGUGUGGUGAGUGUGCCAAAGAACUGAGGCAUCAAUCAAAUAAGUGCCCCAUAUGCCGCCAACCCAUUGAGGAACUUCUGGAGAUUAAGGUCAAAGAAGCGGCAUCAUAAGCUGGGAUACGGUGACAGUCGAAGAGUCAAAGUUGCGAAAGAAAGAAUAUAACUAGUGUGGGAAAACAUUGAGAAGAACCAAAAUGUAAGUUUCCUAAAGCUUUUCCUUUUCUUUUUCUUUUUUUUUUAUCAAUGGAAAACUACAUUUUCAGAAAAAGUUUUUGCUCUCUGUGAUCCCCAAAAUAUAGCUAGUAUGUAGUACACUAUAGACAAUAGAGAAAUUUUUGUUACAAGGGUGAGUGAGUUGAAAAAAAAAUUGAAGUGGUAACAACGGCAAAACAUACUACUCCUAGUGUAACCUUACGGUAAAACAUACUACUCCUUCUGUCCUCACAAUUAACUUGACACACUCUUUAAUAAACUGUAAACAGAAGGAUAAUUUUAUUAUAUCAUCAUUAAAAUAUAAUAAAUACAAUAUCUUGAAAAAUGUAAUAAGGAGAUGACUACAAUUAAUGAUAAGGGAAGAUUAAAAUUAAGUGUAAAAUUAUUUAUUGAUUUUGUUAAGGUGGACAAGUUUUAUUGGACGGGGAACAUGGAAAUUAACUACUUAAAAUACAAAUAUGUAGGUAGUUUAUUCGAAAGAAAACAUAUUUAUACGUGAAAACAAACAUGUACACUUUAAAUUAGUUUUUGCGUACAUGAAUUGCUCAAAUUCUUCUUUUGGCUUUAUCCAAAGAGUGUGAAUAUAUAUAAGGAAAAUACUCAAACUUGCCCUAUACUAUAUCCUCUAUUAUACUUUUUCCAUUCUUAUAUCGUUGAAAAAUCAUCUCAUUGUUUAGCCAUAAACUCAAUGGAGCUCUAACGUAUGACGAGUACAUUUUGUCAAAAAUGAUUCGACGAAAAAUGCAUAAAUUUAUCCUCGAAUUUUGACUAUAUAUGCCUUGAACUUUGAGUUCAGUUUGAGGUGUCAAAAUGAACUUUUUCCUAGCAUAGGUAAAAUAAGAGCAUAAAUUAUAUAUGAAUCAAUAAUGGAAACUAGAGUUGCUCAACAGGAGAAUUGAUAAAAGGGAAUUGAGAUCAUACUGAUGUGAACGAAGUGAAAAGAUUGAACAUGAAAAAUUACAACUUUUCCAUUUAUAUUUUAAUUAAAUGCAGAGAAUUUUCUUUGAUUUUUUAAAUUUUGUAUUGGGCAAAAUUAGAUACUAUUAAAUGAAACUAUUAUGGUUAAACAAAAUAGCAUAAUAAUAUAAUAUAAUAUAAAAUAGACUCCAGUUUGAUGGUGAUAGAAAACCUAAUCCAAAAGGAUUGGCGUGAAGUAGGAACUGGCAACAGUGAGGCAGACAGGGAGGUUUGUCCCCCGACAACAGUAGAUGCGUCUUCGCCACAUUGCGAGUUUGAUCCGAAUUUAAUAUUUUUUAUUUCAAAUACAAAAAUCAAACGAAAUUAAUUAUUUUAAUUCGAAUUCAUUUAAAUUCAAUAUUUUAAUUUUUUUUUAGCCUAUUUUUAUUUCAAAUUCAAUUAAAAAGGCGGAUCCCACAAAACAAACAAUCAACAGGACACAGAGCUUUCAAGUACCAAAAGUACCAUCAAUAUUGGACGUAAAAUAUUAUUUUCUUGCACAUGGCUAUAGUGUGAAUUAUUGAUAGAGGAAUAGCUGGCUUUUCUAUUUUUAAUAAUAAUAAUAGUUUUUGUGUGAUUUGUUUUUAAUUGUAAAUCCAAUGGAAGAAUUGGACAGUUGGUUGU